CUAUAAUUUGUACUUCUAUUCAUCGAAGGAUUAUUUAAUCAAAGUGUUUUUAAUGAUUAUGUUUUAAUUAAUUAGUAGGCAAUGGUACACUAAUUAAUCCUGUCAAUCAUCUAUCAACUACCACCAGUAGACCUAGUAGUAAUAAUAGUAAUAGCUCCAAUAUGACUCAACAAUUACUGUGUAAUGUAGACGACAUCCAAGAUGGAGGAAUGAAAGAAGUAGAAAUAGAUGGUAAUAAAAUAUUAUUAGUACAGGAAUGUGAACAGUAUUAUGCUGUAGGGGGAAAAUGUUCUCAUUAUGGUGCACCAUUAGCUAAUGGGUCUCUGUGUAAAGGAGUAGUAAGAUGUCCAUGGCAUGGUGCCUGUUUUGAUGUUAAGACUGGUGAUAUAGAAGAUUUCCCUGGUUUAGAUAGUUUACCAACAUAUCAGGUUGUAGUGAAGUCGGGAAAGAUAUAUCUAAAAGAUGGUGGAAAUCUAGCCAGUACUAAACGAGUAAAAUCUAUGUGUCGUCAAAAUGCUGACAAUAGGAAAACAUUUAUUCUGAUUGGAGGAGGGCCAGCAUCAGUAGUAUGUAGUGAAACAUUACGACAGGAAGGUUUUACUGGUAGAAUUGUCAUAAUUUCUAAAGAACCAACCUUACCUUAUGAUAGACCAAAACUUAGUAAGGCAAUGGACUCUAAACCUGAAGCCAUAGCUUUAAGAAAUGAAGAAUUUUAUAAGAAUUAUGAUAUAGAAAUCAAGAAAGGACAUGAGGUUGUAUCUGUAGAUGUUAAAUCUAAAACAGUCCAACUUUACGACAGAAAGAAACUGUCGUUUGAUUCUCUAUUUAUAGCUACUGGUGGGAAACCAAGAUCUUUACCUAUAAAAGGAGUAGAUUUACAGAAUGUGUUUACUUUACGAACCCCAGCAGAUGCCAAAAAAAUUUACGAAGCCGCACAAGGAAAACAUGUUGUUGUUAUAGGAUCAUCAUUUAUAGGAUUGGAAGUGGCCUCGUGUUUAGCAGGAAAAGUUAAAAGUCUCUCCGUGGUUGACAUGAUUCAAGUUCCCUUUCAAAAAAUAUUGGGUCAGAGAAUAGGACAAGUUUUCCAGAAGUUACAUGAAGAUAAGGGUGUAAAAUUCCACCUUAACGCUGGUCUAGAAGAAUUAAAAGGGAGAGAGGGUGUAUUAACUGAUGUUGUAUUAAAAGAUAAAACAAAACUAUCAGCUGAUGUCUGUAUACUAGGUGUUGGUGUUGUUCCAGGAACUGGCUUUCUAAAAGGAUCUGGUAUAGAAUUAUCUGAUAGAGGAUUUGUCUCUGUUAAUCAGAAUCUAGAAACUAAUAUAAAAGAUGUAUAUGCUGGAGGAGAUAUUGUAGAAUUUCCAUUGUUCAUUACACCAGAUAAUAGUAAAGUUAACAUACAACAUUGGCAGAUGGCUCAUCAACAUGGUCGAGUAGGGGGUAGGAAUAUGGCUGGUAUUAAAACAGAUAUUAAAAGUGUACCUUAUUUUUGGACUGUAAUGUAUGGUAAAAGUGUUAGAUAUACAGGCUAUGGUGUUGGUUUUGAUGAUGUUAUUAUACAUGGUGAUUUAGAGGCUCCUAAAUUUGCAGCAUUCUACACUAAGGGAGAUAAUGUGGUAGCUGUAGCUAGUUUAGCUUAUGAUCCUAUUGUAUCUCAGGCUGCUCAAUUAUUAACACAGGGUGAACAAAUCAAAAAAUCAGAAAUCAAAGAUGAUCCUAAUACCUGGACAAAAAGAUUAUCAAAUUAAAUGAGUUCACAUCUCUGUAAACUGCCACCAUAUUCUAUAACAAUGUAUAGUUGGCAUUUACAAAAGAAAUAUGUAUCCAGACUGCCAAAUUGUAUUAGCAUCUAUAUAUGGACAUUGUAGAGCUAGUUUGUAUUGUAAAGAUACUAUAAAAUCUUUUUCUUCAUGAACAUCAAAUUUACUUGAUAUGUUUUAAUUAGCACGUAUUCAAAAUUGACAAAUUAUCAAAAAUCAAUUAAUAAAUAGUAUCAAUAUCACUAUUCAAAAUUUACUAUUCUCAUAGUAGUAGGAGAUAGAGGCGGGCAGGGGGUGACUGAAAAAAUAUCGGUCAACAACCCGAAAACAAAGAUAAAAUUCGUGGGAAAAUUUCUGACAAACCAGCCUGCUCCAACAGGCCUUCGCCCCUAUACCUAUUCUAUACUUUAAACAAAGGAAGCACUUGCUUCUGCUCUUCGAAUAUGUGAUAAAACUUAUUCAUGAAUACAAAUAGGCAUAACACUGUCUUUUGUUAUUGCUAGCUUAUAAUUAGUGCUAGAACUUGUUAGAGCUAGGAUUCGUUAUAUUUUUGAAUGUUUGUAAGAGAAAUUGAUAAAAUAAAUGAAUGAUUCACGUGAAAAAUGUAUACUGUGAUAUUUGUUAUCUAGUGUUAGAUGAAUUAUUGAUAAUGAAUAGUAUUGUUAAUUGUUUUGAUUUAUUACAUUGUUAUCUUGAA
Messenger RNA from Lottia gigantea (owl limpet), 2454 nucleotides. RefSeq lists its product as hypothetical. The coding region runs from base 162 to 1745 and encodes 527 amino acids. Gene Ontology annotation, cellular component: cytoplasm. Lineage: Eukaryota; Metazoa; Mollusca; Gastropoda; Lottiidae. The transcript has 16 exons. Gene Ontology annotation, molecular function: flavin adenine dinucleotide binding; oxidoreductase activity, acting on NAD(P)H; 2 iron, 2 sulfur cluster binding. The record is from RefSeq and is a predicted model, not a curated record.